UUUUUUCAGAUAUAAAGGUCGUGCACGACACCAAGCUAUAGCGCAAACGGUGAAAAAUAUAAAAAUCAAUUACAACUAUGCUACUGCUCUGUGCUAGAAGGGUCCUGCCGACGCUAUGCCGUCCGCACGUCCGCUUCGGCGUGCGCCUGAACUCGUCAGACGCGCCGUGGUAUCUGCGCCAGACGCCACAGAAACCCGCCGUGCUCAACCAGACCCCCCUCCCCGAGCUUCCUGCCAACUCGCCAGACACCCUGCAGCCGCUGCUGGAGUUCGUCGCACAGAAGCUUGGAAUGACCGACAUCGAGGUGUUCGAUCUGCGUGGCACAGACAGCGAGCAGACCUCCAACGAAGGCGCCCAGGAGGUGGCCGACUUCAUGAUCAUAGCCACGGGUAAGAGCUCCAAGCAUCUGCAGAAGGCCACCUUCGAACUCAAUUUUUACGUCAAACACCAGCUCAAGAGCCUGUCGACGCACGAGGGGCUGCUGACUUCCGGUCAAUUGGCCAAGUUCCGGCGCAGACUGCUCAAAAGAGGCAAAAAGGGCCCGAGCUAUGCGAUGAACAAUUAUGGCGCAGAACCCAACACCUGGGUGAUGGUGGACUGCAAAAGGGACAACAUCUUUGUGCAUUUCAUGACGCCCGAGAGGCGUGCCGCCAUGAACCUCGAGGCUCUGUGGGCCAAGGAUAAGGAAAAGUACGAAAACAGGGCCCAGCCAGCGGAAGAUGAUAGUAUUUUCUCGGGCUUCAGGUUCAUUCACACCAUGCGAAGACCGAUGAAUGCUAUUCAGGUGCUUACGCAACUGUCCCAAUUUUCUAGACGUUCCAGCACAGAGACAGAGGACCGUUUCCAGCAGCUGAAAGAACAGCAUCUCGCAGACCCUGCCAGUUGUCCACUGGACCGCCUGGAGAACCAUCUCAAGGCUAAACAGGCCAGCGGCCGACUCGUGACUGCCAAAGAAAUCUCCAAGCUGGUCGAGGUCGUGCUGCAGUCUGCCGAGUUCCACGAAGGACUGGAGACAGAUACGGCCGUGUUCAAUAAACGGUACGCUCGUAUCUUCGCCAUUCUAGAGACCUUCAGUCCUGUGCUGACAGAAAAAGACGUACAGGAGCUGUUGCCCGUGAUGGUAGUUGCCGGAUCACAGAUCGAUGCCGAUGGCUUUAUCACGCUUGCAUCCACGACACAGGACUCGGAUGUCCAGUUCAGAUAUUCCCCGAUGAUCCACAAGCUGUACAACCUGUGCCACAAGCUGUACCAAAGUCGCAAGGAUGCUGCGUUUGUCACGAAAAUGGACCUGCUGUUCCUCACAAUCUUUGCCAAUCGCGGAAACUGGGUUUAUAUGAAAAAGGUGCUCGAAGCAGCACUCCAACGCGAGGACUUUGUUCCUGUCCAGGCAGCACUUAAGUUCCUCUCUAUAAAUGGCACGCCAGCCCAGUGUCUGGAUUUUGUGGAUAAUUACCUUCCGUACCUGAAACUGUGGCCAUCAUUUGAUGCCUCUGCGCACAAGACCGAGCUGGACACGGUUCUGGCCAAGGCCGGAAACUAAUGUCUCAUGAUUUUAUACCAACGAUAAUAGCAUUGGAUUUUGGCUCCCUCGAACCAAAAGCAGUAAAACGCCGACCCCAGAUGCACGCGGUCGUCAACCCUGAGCUUGACAUUGAAUAUGGGCUUAAAACACGCCAAAGCCACCACUUUGUCGUGGUCGAUCUCCACAAGCCUCAACUGCGGCGAAAUCUCGUUUAUGCGCGAUAUUGUGACGGUUGGCAAUCGCUGCUUGGAGAUCGGCUGAUCGUACCCUAAAACUGCGUUUCCAGAGUGUAUAUUUGUUAGGUAAUCAUUGAGCUGAUCGGUCAGAAUCCCCGAAAACGUGCCACUGCGGCGAGCAGUGGCCAAAUCGUGGUCUGGAGAUCGAUGUCGCAGACCGAUCUGGCGCGUGAUUUCGUCAAUGUUGGAUUUCGUGCGUGUUUGCAUCUCCUUAUGGAGAUAAGAUCUGGUGAGACUUGCCACGUUAAUCGCGCGAUUGGCGCUCUUGGAAGGCCGUAUUUUUAUCUGGUUGGGUUUCAACACACGGUCCGACCGUCUAUUGAGACCCAGCUUGCCG
This is a messenger RNA of Ogataea polymorpha, 2096 nucleotides long. RefSeq lists its product as uncharacterized. Gene Ontology annotation, cellular component: mitochondrion. The transcript has a single exon. Lineage: Eukaryota; Fungi; Ascomycota; Pichiomycetes; Pichiales; Pichiaceae. Gene Ontology annotation, biological process: mRNA stabilization; mitochondrial proton-transporting ATP synthase complex assembly; mitochondrial gene expression. The record is from RefSeq and is a predicted model, not a curated record. The coding region runs from base 78 to 1541 and encodes 487 amino acids.